Orcinus orca (killer whale) is the source of this 945-nucleotide messenger RNA. It is a transcript of the gene MEA1, whose product is annotated as male-enhanced antigen 1. The transcript has 4 exons. The record is from RefSeq and is a predicted model, not a curated record. Lineage: Eukaryota; Metazoa; Chordata; Mammalia; Artiodactyla; Delphinidae. Bases 177 to 701 code for a protein of 174 amino acids. Gene Ontology annotation, biological process: spermatogenesis.
GGCACGUCCUGCCGCGCCGGAAGUGAAGGUGCGAGUUUGGCAGCGGGCUCUGAGCGGGUAAGGCGCGCGGAAACGCCAGCGCCGAGAAUCGGUGGGGCGGCUGGGGCCGCCGCAGCUGCGGCCGUUUGAAGGAAGCCUCUGGGACCCGAAGGGCGUUCGUCAGGCGCCCCUGCCCGAUGGCAGCAGUAGUUCUAGGGGGAGACACCAUGGGUCCUGAACGUAUCUUCCCCAAUCAGACUGAGGAACUCGGGCCACACCAGGGCCCUACAGAAGGCACUGGGGAUUGGAGCAGUGAGGAACCAGAGGAAGAGCAAGAGGAAACGGGGGCAGGACCAGCUGGCUACUCCUACCAGCCCCUGAACCAAGAUCCUGAACAAGAGGAGGUGGAGCUGGCACCAGUGGGGGAUGGAGAAGAUGUAGUUGCUGAUAUCCAGGAUCGGAUCCAGGCCCUGGGGCUUCAUUUGCCAGACCCACCAUUAGAAAGCGAGGAUGAAGAUGAGGAGGGAGCUAUAGCAUCGAGCAACCACAGCUCUAUUCCUAUGGACCCAGAACAUGUGGAGCUGGUGAAAAGGACGAUGGCUGGUGUAAGCCUACCUGCGCCAGGGGUUCCUGCCUGGGCUCGGGAGAUAUCAGAUGCCCAGUGGGAAGAUGUGGUACAGAAGGCCCUCCAAGCCCGGCAGGCUGCCCCUUCCUGGAAGUGAUCACCCUGAGAGGUGCCUUAUGUCCCUGCAUUCCAGGCCAGAACCAGCACAGGACUGAACACAUCCUGGUUGUAAUGUCCAUCUCCAUCCUCCCCAUCUCCCUUCCACGUCAAGGCAAAUCAGACUUCUUCUCAGAGACCCACUUUAUUCAGUUCUGUACAUAUGGGGACAACGGUCCAAGCCCAACCCACCUUAGCAUGUAUCACUCUGUGGGGAAUAAAGCACCCUAUGUACACAGCCAAAA